This is a messenger RNA of Mugil cephalus (flathead mullet), 2287 nucleotides long. It is a transcript of the gene c9orf72, whose product is annotated as C9orf72-SMCR8 complex subunit. Gene Ontology annotation, molecular function: guanyl-nucleotide exchange factor activity. Gene Ontology annotation, biological process: autophagy; endocytosis. The record is from RefSeq and is a predicted model, not a curated record. NCBI's taxonomy places the organism in Eukaryota, Metazoa, Chordata, Actinopteri, Mugiliformes, Mugilidae. Gene Ontology annotation, cellular component: endosome; autophagosome. The transcript has 10 exons. The coding region runs from base 201 to 1589 and encodes 462 amino acids.
AGGAAGUGGGUUGAAGACCAUAAUAAAGCUGCUGCUGGCUGAUGACUAUUAAAUUAUACAUGCUGUGGCAACGGAUAAAAAUACAGUGAUGACUUUUCAUUAACUGUUGAACCACUGUCUUCUGGAAAAGCUGUAAGGCGAAGUAGCACCAAGUACGCCUAAUAAGUUUAUCAUAAUUCAGUCUUGGGAAGACCUUUUCAAUGUCUUCUGGCUGUCCACCGCAGUCUCCUGCCGUGGCGAAGUCUGAGGUAGCAGUCGAGGGAGAAUGCCCGCUGCUGGCUGCCACCUUCGCCUACUGGGACAACAUCCUGGGUCCUCGGGUGCGCCACAUCUGGACACCGAAGGGCGACCAGUCGAUGUUCCUCAGCGACGGAGACGUCACGUUUCUGGCUAAUCACACGCUUAACGGGGAGAUCCUGCGCAGCGCCGAAUGUGGCGCCGUGGACGUGAAGUUCUUCGUCCUGGCGGAGAAGGGCGUCAUCAUCGUGUCUCUCAUCUUUGAUGGAGAGCUGAAGGGGGACAAGAACACAUGCGCCCUGUCUGUUAUUCUGCCUCAGACGGAGCUGGCCUUCUACCUGCCCCUGCACACCAUCUGCGUGGAGAGGCUGAAGCACGUCAUCCGCAAGGGACGCAUUUGGAUGCAGAAGGGCUACAAUAUCAUCUCAGUACUCAGCUUGGAGAUCGUCCCAAUCAUGGAGCUGCUGGCGUCUAUGAAGACACACUGUGUGCCAGAAGAUAUAGAUAUAAAGGACACUGUGCUAAAUGAUGAUGACAUCGGGGACAGCUGCCACGAGGAUUUCCUCCACAAGGCCAUCAGCUCUCAUCUGCAGACGUGCGGCUGUUCAAUAGUGGUUGGAAGCAACCCAGAGAAAGUAAACAAGAUUGUGCGCACCCUCUGCUUGUUCCUCACCCCGGCUGAGAGGAAGUGCUCUCGCCUCUGCAGGGCCGACUCUUCCUUCAAAUAUGACACCGGCCUCUUCGUUCAGGGUCUGCUCAAGGACUCCACAGGAAGCUUUGUCCUGCCGUUCCGCCAGGUGCUAUACUCCCCCUACCCGACCACGCACAUAGAUGUCGACAUCAACACGGUCAAGCAGAUGCCUCCGUGCCACGAGCACACGUUCAACCAGCGGCGCUACAUGCGAUCCGAGCUAAACGCGCUCUGGAAGACGGACAGCGAGGAGGACAUACCUCCGGACACGGUCAUUCACACUGACGAAAACUUCACACCUGACCUAAAUAUUUUCCAAGAUGUCAUGCAUAAGGACACUUUGGUCAAGUGCUUUAUAGAUGAGGUGUUCAUGCUGAAGCCGGGCCUGUCCCUACGGAGCACCUAUCUGGCCCAGUUCCUGCUGCUGCUUCACAGGAAAGCCCUCACACUUCUCAAGUACAUCGAGGACGAAACGCAAAAAGGGAAGAAGCCAUUUCGAUCGCUGCGCAACUUAAAGACGGACCUGGACCUGACCGUGGAAGGGGACCUGAACAUCGUCAUGGCGUUCGCCGAGAAGCUGAGGGCGGGACUUCACUCGUUCGUGUUUGGGAAGCCGUUCUACACCAGCAUGCAGGAGCGAGACGUGCUCAUGAGCUUUUGACUUCCGUCGCUCGCCCGCACUUUACCCACCGGACGUUCUGUUGCGUUGUUAAAUAGAAGCAUGCGUGUCGACAGAAGGCUACCAACUGGCAGGUGCUUGCUCCUUCUUUGCCAAAGUGAAGAGAACAUUUCGCCUUCCUGUUGUGUCUUGAACAAUAUAUUAUAGAGACUGAUUGUUACUGCUGUUAUGAGCCAUUAGAAUUAAAGGUUUGACACAUUGCCUUGAUCAUCUGUAAGCAUGAUGUGAGUGUGAUGUUUUCAGAAGUGUCAGCGGGAUGAAUUAUUCACAUGUUCUGCCUUCUGUUAAUAGACAUGCUGUAUUAAUUUAUGGUGUUAAAAUCGGCUGCGGUGCCCACCGGGACGUGUGCAGCUCAGUUUAAAAUGAUAUUUAUUAAAACGCGAAUUAUUCGUUUCUUCCAAGCCUGUGUUAGACAACAACAUCUGCUGGCCUUUGAACAUUUUGAACUUGUAGAUUGCCUUGAUUUUUUUCUUUUUUUUCUUUUUUACAAUUCAGUUUAUGAACAAGUGUGCUGAAUGUGAAUGUAAAAAAGGUUGUGAUUAAUCACAAAGCACUGGGAUUUCAGUAAUGGAACAAGACAAAAGCACUGUAAAUGUAAUCCAAACACAAUCCGUCCUUCACGAGCAGAAGUGUGUACGUACUGUAUCUGAGUGCCAUCAUUAAAUGCAUCUACACGGUGA